AUGGCCGCCCGCCCCGCUCUGCCCUGCCUGGCCCUCUGGCUGGCCUUGGCUUGCGCCUCGCCGCCGCCCGACGGCGACCCCUUCGCCGCGCAGCUGGGCGACAUCUCCGCCUGCCAGGCGCGCUGCGCCCACAGCCUCCAGCCGCCGCCGCCGCCCGGCCCGGCCGCCAAGGAUGCCGUUCUCAAUGCCUGUUACCGCGGCUGCCGGCUGUUUUCCAUCUGCCAUUUUGUGGAUCCCGCCGCUGAGCUGAAUGCAACCAGAGCCGAGUGUGAAUCAACUUGCGUGGAGGCUUACUCAGGAGGUGCGGAGCAGUUUGGCUGCAUGACCGGGUGCAGGACGCAGCUGCCGGAGACGGAGAGCAGAGCUGAAAAGGUUCAAGAUCUGAAACCAGCUUCAUUCUCGGUCUUUGACCUGGUCUCCAACUUCUGCAAUGACAUCGUCAGCUCCGCCCAAAGUUUCAUCUCCUCUACGUGGACUUUCUACCUUCAGUCAGAUGACGGGAAAGUGGUGGUUUUCCAGUCACAGCCGGAGAUCGAGUACCCCGUUCCUGAGGUACAGGCACCCAAGUCGGAGGUGUCAGAGAAGGCCUGGACCGUCUCGAACCCAAACACCGUGAAGCCACACACAGGUCUUCGGGAGAAACUGGAGAAACCUCCUGUCGAGGAGCCAAAGGGCAGAGUCAAAGGCCACCCUCCAGUGGAGGCCCCGCCGUCGGCAGAACACGACUUCCUGGGCUGCAUGUCCAACCAAUUAGAAGUUUCCUCCGCCCCCAUGGCCGGCCGUAAUCUCGUCAUCUCUCUCUGGCGGGGGGCAUCUGGGUGUUACAGGCGUUCCGGGCUACCCCGCUGGAUCCUGGCCGCUUGUCUCUUCCUCUCCAUCAUGGUGAUGCUGUGGCUCAGCUGCGCCAGCCUGGUGACCGCCCCGGAUCAGCACGUCAAGGCCCAGCCCCUGAGCAUCAAUGGAGAUAAAGAAUACCUGGACGACAUUGAUGGUCCCACGCCCUACUCGCUACGCCCCGUCAUCGCUGUAGCCAUCUGCCCGGCGGACGACAGCGAGGAAACCGGCCUGCUGCCGGUCAAAGUGGAUCUGGAUAAGACUGCUCUCUAAGACGCUGGUCACUCUGAUUCCACCCUCCCCCUCCUCUUCCGCUCUCCCCUCCCCUCCCCUUGUGUAGCCUCACCCCCCCCCCCCCAAUCACUUGCUCUUUCGCCCAGGUAGAGAUGUAAAAGCCUCUGUUUGAAAGCCGCUCACAACGGCCCACGUUUUCACCAGCGGCAACA
Molecule: messenger RNA, 1280 nt
Organism: Heteronotia binoei (common prickly gecko)
Lineage: Eukaryota; Metazoa; Chordata; Lepidosauria; Squamata; Gekkonidae
Gene: TMEM59L
Product: transmembrane protein 59 like
Exons: 8
Coding region: 1-1107 (368 amino acids)
Source: RefSeq, a predicted model, not a curated record